Messenger RNA from Paramuricea clavata, 1178 nucleotides. The record is from the annotation of a GenBank genome assembly. Lineage: Eukaryota; Metazoa; Cnidaria; Anthozoa; Malacalcyonacea; Plexauridae.
AUGGCAAAGGAGUGCCGCAAAUCGCAAAAGGUCGCACGUAAGCAACCAGUCCGCAAGCAGACUGGUGCACAGUCUGUGAAUAGUAAUAAAAACAAACCCUCACAGCAGCGUGAUGUGCCUACUUCAACAUCACAGGAGUCAUCUGCUUCCUCAAAGCCACCUGCUGACCUGAGGGAAAAAUUAAAUAGGGCUAGAGCUUCAGAGGAAGCUUGGAAGGUGCAACCUCCUUGCACACCAGUGCUAAAAGAGGUCAAAGUUGCGUUUGAGAAAUCACAGCGUGAUUUACGGGAUAAGUUGAUCGCCCGUCGCAACGCUACUCCCAUGGCCCCUUCCACACAGGCCUUUGACCUAGAUUUGUCCGUUCGACUGCCAAAGACAGCUCCAUCAUCGUCUUCAAUGGUGACUGACUUUAGUCGUACAGUCACGGAAAAGCCCGGCAAACAGUUGGAAGUUGUUGUUUCCAACCCGGAUGUUGCUGCCCGUAAACAGGGCAAAUCUAGGCAUGUCUCCUCUAGCAGUGAGGAGAGUGAUGAUAGUUUGGCAGAGAUGUCAGUUACCCCAAAGCCUCGUUCAAAGCGUGUUAAGCGUUCUGAAAAGUCCCAAAAAGAAUUGGGACAUGAGGCGGAGGGGCCUAGUAAGACCAUUGCUGAUGUCGCUUCUUUAGGCCAAACUAAUAUCACAGAGGAUUGUCUUGACGGAUCCAUGGUAAUUGAUCCAAUUGCACCCCAGAAGUUGAGGAGAUGGAGGCCCAGUCUGCACCUGUGCCAGAAUUGCAGACUGUCUCAUCUUCAGUGUCUGGUGCUGACAAUCAAAGAAAUUUUGCAGCAGAAUCCACUGAGGAUUCUGUGAGUCCUAACGACCCACAAUGUGACGUGCGUCCCCCUCAGGAAAUUUCUUUGCCAGAGGAAGUGACACUGGAAGAGGCCAACUAGAACUGCGGUCCUCUUACAGAUGAUGAUAUGUUUUUUGAAUACGAAUCAUGUCACAGUGGGCCCGAUGUAGAAUCUUCGUCAGGGGCAAGUACGACUUCAAGUCUGCAGCAAGCCGCUGAUUUUACAGACCAUCUCCUUCAGGAUGCUGCCGCCGAUCCACACAGUCUGGAAGCUGUUGCCACCUUGUGGCAGGCACUUGACAACGCAGUUGUGAAGGAAGAUGGUUCCUCUUCUUUAGAGCAUUAA